CCCUCCCCGCGGCGGGCGGCCUGGGCGGGGCUGCGGGCCGGCGAAGCCACGAGCCCCGCGGCGCGACCGGGACUGCGGAGCCGGCCGGGCGCGGCUCGGAGGAGGCGGGCGCCAUGGCGGGCUGCUGCGCGGUGCUGGCGGCCUUCCUGUUCGAGUACGACACGCCGCGCAUCGUGCUCAUCCGCAGCCGUAAAGUGGGGCUCAUGAACCGCGCGGUGCAGCUGCUCAUCCUGGCCUACGUCAUCGGGUGGGUGUUUGUGUGGGAAAAAGGCUACCAGGAAAUGGACUCUGUGGUCAGCUCCGUUACCACCAAAGCCAAGGGCGUGACUCUGACGAACACCUCUCAGCUUGGAUACCGGAUCUGGGAUGUCGCUGACUAUGUGAUUCCAGCUCAGGAGGAAAACUCCAUCUUCAUCAUGACCAACUUGAUUGUCACCAUGAACCAGACCCAGGGCCUGUGUCCUGAGUUUCCAGAUAAGAGAAGUAUAUGUGAAUCAGAUGCCAAUUGCACCACUGGCUCUUCAGGCACCUACAGUAGCGGUACGAGAGUCUCGACAGGACGAUGUGUACCAUUCAACAAGACCAUGAAGACAUGUGAGGUGGCAGCCUGGUGCCCGGUGGAGAAUGACGAAGAGGUACCAAAACCUGCUUUCUUAAAGGCUGCGGAAAAUUUCACUCUUUUGGUGAAGAACAACAUCUGGUACCCCAAGUUUAAUUUCAGCAAAAGAAACAUACUUCCCAACAUCACUACCACAUACCUCAAAUCAUGCACCUAUGAUGCUAUAACAGAUCCCUUCUGCCCCAUAUUCCGUCUUGGCAAAAUCGUGGAGUAUGCAGGCCACAGCUUCCAGGAUAUGGCCGUGGAGGGAGGCAUUAUGGGCAUCCAGAUCAACUGGGCCUGCAACCUGGACAGAGCAGCCUCCCUCUGCCUGCCCAAAUACUCUUUCCGCCGCCUUGACACCCGGGACAUCGACCACAAUGUGUCCCCUGGCUACAAUUUCAGGUUUGCCAAGUACUACAGUGACCCAUCGGGAGCUGAGCACCGCACACUCAUCAAGGCCUACGGCAUCCGCUUCGACAUCAUCGUGUUCGGAAAGGCUGGGAAGUUUGACAUCAUCCCCACCAUGAUCAACAUUGGCUCAGGCUUGGCACUCCUAGGGGUGGCCACAGUGCUGUGUGAUGUCAUUGUCCUCUACUGCAUGAAGAAAAAAUACUACUAUCGGGAGAAGAAAUAUAAGUAUGUGGAAGAUUAUGAGCAGGGCCUUGCCGGUGAGAUGGACCAGUAACAUCUACCCAACUUGUGGGCUCCCCAAUGCCCUCAUCAAAUUUCUUCUCAUCAGUGAGGAAGGAGGAGCAAAGGAAUGCAUGUCGCUACCCCCAGAGAGGGUCAACAUUCUGACUCAGUCUUCACAAGUACUUCGGAGUAACCCAGACACUCUCGGGUUUUUACAUACAAAGUGUUCACAGUCAAGUCAGUCACCUCUGUUGUCCCUGCAACCGGGGGGUGAUAGAGGUGAGCUCAGAUGCCAGCACCAACGUGGUAACACUGCUGUGGCUGCAGGACCAGGCCUCCUCCACAACCCCCCCAAAAAACUACCAUCUCCAACUCCCCUCCAAACAUUCUCCCAGGCCCAGCAGCUCUGUUCAAGCACUUUAUAAGCAAGGAAGGACACCUGGGUGUGAUCACUAAGCCUUCAGCAGGCCUGGGGUGCUGUUCCUCUCCCUGCAGUCCUGCAUGUUCAUCCAUGCAGUCCUGAGGAGUUAGUGCUGCUCCUUGGAAAAGAGCUAUUUGAGGUGAUUGAGAACCAAACAUUAAAAAAAACGAUUUUCAUCA
Erinaceus europaeus (western European hedgehog) is the source of this 1834-nucleotide messenger RNA. It is a transcript of the gene P2RX4, whose product is annotated as purinergic receptor P2X 4. Bases 114 to 1286 code for a protein of 390 amino acids. The record is from RefSeq and is a predicted model, not a curated record. Gene Ontology annotation, cellular component: plasma membrane; nuclear inner membrane. The transcript is spliced from 12 exons. Gene Ontology annotation, biological process: monoatomic cation transmembrane transport; response to ATP. Lineage: Eukaryota; Metazoa; Chordata; Mammalia; Eulipotyphla; Erinaceidae. Gene Ontology annotation, molecular function: extracellularly ATP-gated monoatomic cation channel activity; purinergic nucleotide receptor activity; ATP binding.